Molecule: messenger RNA, 8834 nt
Organism: Delphinapterus leucas (beluga whale)
Lineage: Eukaryota; Metazoa; Chordata; Mammalia; Artiodactyla; Monodontidae
Source: RefSeq, a predicted model, not a curated record
GGUAGAGACUUAAUUUCGGGAUUGCAGGCGGCGUCUCCUGAGGACAAGGGGAAAGCCGGUGCUGCGCGCCCGCCUGCCCGCCCUCCCCGCCGCUGCCCGGAACUCUGGACUCCACGGAAUCCAGGUCAGGACGCGCCGCCGUCCUGGAACUGUCCCUGGCCGCUUAAUGGGCAAAGCUCUCGGCUCGCCCAGAAACCAGACCCUUCGCGCGUCCCCUCCGCGCGACGAGGCCGAGACGAGUCCCGCGGUGACGGCGUGCAAGGCGGUGAGCCAGCGCGCUCCCAGCCCCGGGAAAGCCCCGGCGACGCGACUGCAAGCCCUGGGCCCUCGGAGCCGCCAGGGCGCGCCGGGCCGCUCGCCUUCUUGCCCCUCCCGGCAGGGAUCCCCUCGCUGCCUGCGGCCGGGACUCCGGGCCUCUUCGGGGAUUAGUCCCGGGUCCGCCCCCGAGUCGGGGUUUUCCGGGGGGGUCUUCGGAGCGGUUCUCCCAUCCCCUUAAAACAGCGCCGAGGGACCUCUCCCCAGGCCCCCUGCUCUCGCCCCAGCCCUCGCACUCCGGAUGCGCUGCCCCGCAGCUCCCUGAAAGCCGCUAGCCCACGAGCCCGGCCGGUGGGCGGCGGCGGCAGACUGACAUGCCCCGGACGCGGCUGCGGCCGGCGGGCAGCCCGCGGGGGCGAUGAGCCGCUGCGGCCGGUGAGGAGCCCGGCGGCGGGGUCAUCGCGCACCUUCCUCAACCCCCUCACUUGCCCACCCCGCCCGGGAGAUCGAGAGGAAACGGUCUCUGGACUGUCAGGUGGACCAUUGGUGCUGCAGUGGAAGCCAGCGGCUAAGUCUUGUGUAUGGCGUGGUUAAGGCUGCAGCCUCUUACCUCUGCCUUCCUCCAUUUUGGGCUGAUUACCUUUGUGCUCUUCCUGAAUGGUCUUCGGGCAGAGGCUGGCGGCUCAGAGGAUGUGCCCAGCACAGGGCAGAACAAUGAGUCCUGUACAGGGUCAUCGGACUGCAAGGAGGGUGUCAUCCUGCCAAUCUGGUACCCAGAGAACCCUUCCCUUGGAGACAAGAUUGCCAGGGUCAUUGUCUAUUUUGUGGCCCUGAUAUACAUGUUUCUCGGGGUGUCCAUCAUUGCUGAUCGCUUCAUGGCAUCUAUUGAAGUCAUCACUUCUCAAGAGAGAGAGGUGACUAUCAAAAAGCCCAAUGGAGAGACCAGCACAACCACGAUUAGGGUCUGGAACGAAACUGUCUCCAAUCUGACCCUUAUGGCCCUGGGUUCCUCUGCUCCUGAGAUCCUCCUCUCUUUAAUUGAGGUGUGUGGUCAUGGGUUCAUUGCUGGUGAUCUGGGACCUUCUACCAUUGUAGGCAGUGCAGCCUUCAACAUGUUCAUUAUCAUUGGUAUCUGCGUCUACGUGAUCCCCGAUGGAGAGACUCGCAAGAUAAAGCACCUCCGAGUCUUCUUUGUCACUGCUGCUUGGAGCAUCUUUGCCUACAUCUGGCUCUAUAUGAUCCUGGCCGUCUUCUCUCCUGGUGUGGUCCAGGUUUGGGAAGCCCUCCUCACUCUCUUCUUCUUUCCAGUGUGUGUCCUUCUGGCCUGGGUGGCAGAUAGGCGACUGCUCUUCUACAAAUACAUGCACAAAAAGUACCGCACAGAUAAACACCGAGGAAUCAUCAUAGAGACAGAGGGUGGCCACCCCAAGGGCAUCGAGAUGGAUGGGAAAAUGAUGAAUUCCCACUUCCUAGAUGGGCAUCUGGUGCCCCUGGAAGGGAAGGAAGUGGAUGAGUCCCGCAGGGAGAUGAUCCGGAUUCUCAAGGAUCUGAAGCAAAAACACCCAGAGAAGGACUUAGAUCAGCUGGUAGAGAUGGCCAAUUACUAUGCUCUCUCCCAUCAACAGAAGAGCCGCGCCUUCUACCGGAUCCAGGCCACCCGUAUGAUGACUGGCGCAGGCAAUAUCCUGAAGAAGCAUGCAGCAGAACAAGCCAAAAAGGCCUCUAGCAUGAGCGAGGUGCACACUGAUGAGCCGGAGGACUUUGUCUCCAAGGUCUUCUUUGACCCGUGCUCUUACCAGUGCCUGGAGAACUGUGGGGCUGUGCUCCUGACAGUGGUGAGGAAAGGGGGGGACAUGUCCAAGACCCUGUAUGUGGACUACAAAACAGAGGAUGGUUCUGCCAAUGCGGGGGCUGACUAUGAGUUCACAGAGGGCACUGUGGUUCUGAAGCCAGGAGAGACCCAGAAGGAGUUCUCUGUGGGCAUCAUUGACGAUGACAUUUUUGAGGAGGAUGAACACUUCUUUGUGAGGUUGAGCAACGUUCGCAUAGAGGAGGAGCAGCCAGGGGAGGGGAUGCCUCCCAGAGUACUCAAUACUCUUCCCUUGCCUCGGGCUGUCCUGGUGUCCCCUUGUGUGGCCACAGUCACCAUCUUGGAUGAUGAUCAUGCGGGCAUCUUCACUUUUGAAUGUGACACUGUUCAUGUCAGUGAAAGUAUUGGUGUCAUGGAGGUCAAGGUUCUGCGGACAUCAGGUGCCCGGGGCACAGUCAUCGUACCCUUUAGGACAGUAGAAGGGGCCGCCAAGGGUGGUGGUGAGGAUUUUGAAGACACAUAUGGGGAGAUGGAGUUCAAGAAUGAUGAAACUGUGAAAACCGUAAGGGUUAAAAUAGUAGAUGAGGAGGAAUACGAAAGGCAAGAGAAUUUCUUCAUUGUCCUUGGUGAACCGAAAUGGAUGGAACGUGGACUAUCAGAGGUGACAGACAGGAAGCUGACUGUGGAGGAAGAGGAAGCCAAGAGGAUAGCAGAAAUGGGAAAGCCAAUAUUGGGUGAACACCCCAAACUAGAGGUCAUCAUUGAAGAGUCCUAUGAGUUCAAGACUACCGUGGACAAGCUGAUCAGGAAGACAAACCUGGCCUUGGUUGUGGGGACCCAUUCCUGGAGGGACCAGUUCAUGGAGGCCAUCACUGUCAGUGCAGGGGACGAAGAUGAGGAUGAGUCAGGUGAGGAGAGGCUGCCCUCCUGCUUUGACUACGUCAUGCACUUCCUAACGGUCUUCUGGAAGGUGCUUUUUGCCUGCGUGCCCCCCACAGAGUACUGCCACGGCUGGGCCUGCUUUGUCGUCUCCAUUCUCGUCAUCGGCAUGCUCACAGCCAUCAUCGGGGACCUGGCCUCCCACUUCGGCUGCACCAUUGGCCUCAAGGACUCGGUCACGGCUGUUGUCUUUGUGGCGUUUGGCACCUCUGUGCCAGAUACGUUUGCCAGCAAAGCAGCCGCCAUCCAGGACGUGUACGCAGAUGCCUCCAUUGGCAACGUCACGGGCAGCAACGCCGUCAACGUCUUCCUGGGCAUCGGCCUGGCCUGGUCCGUGGCCGCCAUCUACUGGGCCCUGCAGGGACAGGAGUUCCACGUGUCAGCGGGCACGCUGGCCUUCUCUGUCACCCUCUUCACCAUCUUCGCGUUUGUGUGCGUCAGCGUGCUCUUGUACCGCCGGCGGCCCCACCUGGGCGGGGAGCUGGGCGGCCCUCGUGGCUGCAAGCUGGCCACGACUUGGCUGUUUGUGAGCCUGUGGCUUCUCUACAUACUCUUUGCCACGCUGGAAGCCUACUGCUACAUCAAGGGGUUCUGAGCCGCAGCAGCCCUGGAGAGGCAGCAUCAGGACCCGAGCCCCAGGAACUUCCCCCCGACUAGGCCCUGGCAGUGAACUGAAAGGGCGGAGUCUUAGUCAAUCCAACAGAAUGGAGGAGAUACCCAUUUUACAAAGUAUUUAAUUCAAUACAAACCAACAACGGCGACAAAUCCAACUCCAGCCCAUCUUCCCGAGAUGUCCCUGACCCAUCACAUAGACCCUUUCACCACCUUCGAUACCACCUUCUUCUGAUUAUUCCUUUGCUUCUACUUUCCUCGGGGGCAGGGUUUCUCCUGUCUGUCCAAUUUGAUAUAUCACCGUUCUCUCACUCCACUGGCGAGGCUUGAAAAUGAGUCCUAUCCACGUGGCUGGCUUGGGGUUCUCUUUUCAUUGCCAUCAUUAUCGUGGUGGCUUUCAUUUUCCCAUCAGGUUUUGCUCAUCAUUUGUUUGUUCAUCUUGUCUUUUCUCUCUGAGGUUAGUGACAACGGUGCUGUGAAGGAACUCAAGGUCUGAGCCGAUGGGUAGAAGCAUGAACUUUCAGACACACCCUCUCCCACUUGCACUGGGUAACAGCUGUCUCUUGCUCCAUCGAGGUCCUUUUCCCCCUUUCCUUUUAUUCUCUUCAUUCUUGAAUGGGCUGGUGGCAUUUGGGUGGCAGUAAGUUUGCACACCCAGGCAGCGUGCUAAAGAACUGGGGCUGUGGCUGGAGCACAGCUUUCUAUCAAGCUUCUGUCGAAAUCCAGUUUAAAAAAAGAAGUCAUUUUUCUCUUCCCUGCCCGAGCCUUUCAAAUUCUGUCUCAUUGUGUCAAUGUCUAUAUGUUUACCCUUCUGCAGGAAGACCCACCAAACAGGAGAUAGGGGACAAAAAUAGGAAUGGAAUAUGAUGACAUAGGGCAGCUAGGGGAACAGAAGGGCUAUAUGCCUUCUAGAACAUCUUUGGCUUCAUAUCUGAGGCAGGAGAGAUGCGAUGUCCACCUAGUGAGAUCUUUAAGGGAAAAGAUUAUAUGUAAAAUGUCAGUGCUUCUGAGAAAUGUCAGCUUUACCACACCCUCACUUCCUAAUGCACCAGACUAAGAGCUCUGACUGUGUCUCUUGAUUUAAUGCAAAAAAAGUUUUAUAAGAAAAUGAGGGCCUCCUUCCACCUCUCCUGGACUCUCCGGUCACAUUUGAAAGUAUUUUCACAAGACAGGAACUGGAAUUCCUCAUCUCUCCCACAUUCCUGCUUGUUUUUAAACCUCUUGAAGCUCUUUUUCCAGCCUGUGGGCUAUUUCUUGCCCCAGUAGGAGGAAUCUAAGCUGCCAUAAUCCCAUGGAGCCUGGGUUUAUAGAGAGAUUGGCGUGCCCUACAGACCUUUUCCCAACAAAUUUUGAAAGGACCUGGCUUUAAAACACACACACACACGCACACACGUACACGCGUGCGCGCACACAUACACACACACAAAUAACCACACAUAUGAAAUCACCAAAAGACUGCCCACAGACCUUUAGGCUUUCUGCAUUGACAUAAAUACAUUUUUUAAGGGAAAAGAAGAAAUUAAAAAACACCUGUUUAAUUUUAAACACAUUUUUUAAGAAAAAAUAGCUGAAAAAGAAACAGCGUUCAUGUCAUAAGCUAUGUUGACAGUUGCCAGUGGAAAUGUUGGGUUGGUUUAAAAAAAAAAAAUAAAAGCUAUACUUAUAUCUCUCUAAAGACAGCUUGCUUCUCCCCAUGUUGCCUCAGGAAAAGGUCUAGGGGGUCACCUUGGGUUCCUUCUGGAGCUGAAGUGGUUGAGGUGAAAGUGUCAUCUCCUAUUUGUGUCUCCUAUUUGUAUCCGUCAUGUCCUCAGAUGCCAAUGUGCCAGACCCAGGAUAUUUAAAGCAAAAAAUGCUUGAGGACAAUGCUACCUGUCAAAGUCUGGACUUUAAGAUGCUGGAGGACGUAAGAGGUGGAGCUGUGAUGACUAAAGGGGAAAGAGCGUUUUGUAUUAGAAAGGCCUGGUAGGGCAGGAUUCCAGCUGGACAAACAGCGUCCUGUAUUAAUUACCAAUAGGCACAUUCAUUCAUUCAUUUAUUCAUGACUCUUUCAACAAAUGUAUUUUGAGCACCCUGUGUGCCUUGAGCUACAUUUUGGUGCUACCAUGAAGCGUAAGAUAGAGUUCCUGACCUCAAGAAACUCACAGUCCAGAGAGGCCGGUAGAGCUUCUUUUAACCAAGGCUCUUUUGGUUACAAGAAGCAGAAACCCAUUAAGCUAGUUCAAGAAAUGAAGGGGGCUGGGGCGAUACUGCGAAGGCCUGGUGGGGGGCUCUUGCGGAACCCAAGGCAGGAGCACGGCAGGCCGCGGGGUCCUGAAAGCCCUCAGGAAGCAAGGCCACGUUCCACCUCCCCGAAACCGCAAGGUGUCCCCUGUCUUUCCUCCUUCUGCCUGUCAGGCCUGUCCACUUCCUCCCCCUCCCAACGUGCUCUUGCUUUGUUUGUCUUGCACGUGACCAGCACUGCCACCAGCCCUGACACUCUGCCAUGACCUCACAGCUCUGUUCCCCACAACGAACUAGAGAGUCCCUUUUUAAAUCUGAGUGCGGGUUCAAUGGAGAAAAUGUGGCCAAUUUUCCAUCCCCAAAGGGCCAGUCCCCAAAGGCAGAACCCUUGUAGAAGGCUGUGUCAAAGGGGUUGGGGUGCCGCGGCCUGAUUACUUUGUGUCAUGUGUUCACUCCUGGUCCGAACAACUCAGGUAAGGAGAGGAGGGUGGCGACCACGUUGUAUGUACUGUCACCCUUUCCGAAAGCUAAGUGACGGGAAGAAGGCUAUGAAGCGCAUGAGCCAUCAAGGUGUGAAGAAAAAUUACAGUUCUGUGCCAUGAGUGGUCAAAAAAUGGCAUAGACAGGGCAUCACAGGGACAUGACAGAAAGAAACACUGACUCAGCCUGCAAGAAUUGAAGAGGGCUUCACAGAGAAUGGAACAGUUAGGUAGGAUCUUGAAGGAAGAAUAAGUAGUGAUUUAACUUGGGGAGGGGGCUUGGUGGUGAAGAACAUUUGAGAAGAAACAGCAUGCUCGAAGGCACAGGGGUGAAUCAGGGGCUGGUGGGGUCAUGGGUUAACAAGAGUUGUCACGGCUAGAAGAUAGCGUUCAAAAGGACACAAAACAACACCAAAAAAGCAGUCCGGGAGAAGGACUUGGCUGGAAGACUCAAUUUUUUGCCAGCCACAAAGUUGAUAAUGAAAAAUUCCCUUCAGCUGAUGAAAUAGUAGAUGCAGAAUCAAGAAAUCAAUUCCUCCCCAUCUUUCCCCUUUUGUGAGUCAUUUCUGGGUUAUCCAGAUGUUAGGCUUUGUCAAGAGAGAAGCUGGGAUGAACCACAGAGAAUGAGGAAGAGGAAUCUGAGGACCUGGUACUAGUCGAGAUGCCACCACUGACUAGUUCUGUGGACUUGAGCCAGGCCACCUUCUCUCAGCUUCCUGAACUACAAAUAAGGUUUUAAUAGAUGGCCUCUGAAGCCCAUUACUUCUACCUUUAACACUGAGAUUCUAGAAUAUAUAUACAAGAGCAGUGUGUGUGUGUGUGUGUGUGUGUGUGUGUGUGUGUAAUCAAAUUGCCCGUCGACCUCAUCAGACGGAGCACAGCAGGUGUCCAUUUGCAAUCCAUUGGCUCCACGGCCUGUCUAUUAGUGUGAAAAAGACACGGCCAGCGUGGUGCACAUGUCAUUUUCAGCAUUUUUUCCUGGCAGAGCCGCAGCAUUCCCAUCCCCUUGACUCAUUUAUUACUUAGAGCAAUGUUAGCUGCUAUAAUAAAGAAACCCCAGUAUGUCAGGGCUGAGCAAAAUGAAAAGUGCAUUUCUCACUCACGUAAUAAUCCAGUGAGAAUGGUCCCGGUCAGCAGGUGGCUUUCUUCUACACGAGGCAGCGGGCUUGUCAGUGUUUUAAAACAAACAUUUUGUGUAAAAUUCUGGAUUUGGGCUUCUCUGGCCACACUGCGUGGCAGUGGAGCUGAUCAGUGGUCACCCCACGUAGACAGGCUUUAUGUUCUCGAUUCACCAGAGUCCCUACCCAGACUGCCACUUUCAUUCACAGGACCUCCUGGUCCCUGGAGCCAUUUAUGCAUGUGACACCUGCUAUGGGGUCAAGGUCUGGGUUUUGCAUGUUGGCCUUCCACGUGUUGGUGCUAACCUCCAGUAUCCUGUGAGGUUUGAAUCCCAGUUAUACCACUUUUACCUUUCGCGGGAUUUUUAAACAAGUGACUUUAACCUCCCUUAGCCUCAGUUUCUCCAAUCCAGACAUACAGUUGUUGCAAAGGUUAAAUGAACGAUUUUUCAAGGCAGCUACCAUAGUGCCCUAUACCUAGCAUGUACCCUGGAAAUAUUCCUUUCAUCUCACAUUAAUGGUUUGUGGUAAAAUCCCUUACAGCUGGUGCCAUCAGGGUCUGACAUGUUCCAGGGGACUGUCAGUGUUUGGGGUGGGGUGGUGGUGAUGGAUGGCCUCAGGCCACUGCAUCCAACAUACCGUCCCUCUAUAUGUUGGUCCAGGCAGGCUCCACGGAAGUGGAGAAAAGCUCUCCAUGGUCUUGCUUCUGUAGCAGGAGCAGGUCUCUAGCUCCUCAGACUGCAUGGGGCACAGAGGUUAAGAUUUAGAGGGAUAGCCAAGGGGCACCAAGACCCCCAGGUCAAGCAAGCCCCUUGGAACAUUGGAGAAGUGGGGCAGAUACGUUUGGCAUCAAAGAAAGAGUGACAAAGAAAGGGACAACAGCCCAUAUAGAGUCUUUCAUGCUAAUAGUAAAGUGGGUCAUGGUGGACAGAAAUACCUGAGGGCUUGCAGAAGGAGGUGAAGCCUUGGGAGAAGCCACGUAGUCUGGCCAAGGUCGUCCUGCAAGUGAGUGGCAGAGCAGGACUUAACUACAUAGGUCCACCAGAUUUCAAAGUCACUGCUUAUUAACUGAAUAUGCACCUGUUGGGUGUGUAAGACAAGCAUUGUUUACUUUCAUAGUGUUGAAGAAGAAAGUUAGGAGCAUAAAUAGGAUGACUUGUCUUGGUUUCUCCAGGACUUUCCUGGGUUUAGCGCUGAAAUCACAUAUUUUAGGAAACCCCUCAGUCCUGGGAAAUAGGGAUGGUUGGUCACCAAAAAAUAUUACAACUGUCUUACAGAGUAAGACUUAGUACAGAAUUGCUACUACUAGUAAAUGGUAGUCACUGCACACACACCUUCUACUAUGUCAUGCUGUCAUGACUGGGUGGCUUAAACAACAGAAAUUUAUUUUCUCACAGUUCU